Hydra vulgaris (swiftwater hydra) is the source of this 1453-nucleotide messenger RNA. NCBI's taxonomy places the organism in Eukaryota, Metazoa, Cnidaria, Hydrozoa, Anthoathecata, Hydridae. The record is from RefSeq and is a predicted model, not a curated record.
AAAAGUACCUUUAAAAUUUCGAAAUUCUGCCAAGUUCGUCAUUAUGCGCGUUUAUUUAAAAAUCAGAGCAGCCUUGGAUUAUUAUAUUAUUAAUAAAAUAUAAAACAUUUAGUCAGUGUUCAUAUUCCUUUUACAGAACGUAUUUUUCUUAAAUAUUUCAAAAGUUAUGAAAGUUUCAGUAACACCCCCUAAGUAAUUAUUUUCAAAAAAUAACAACAAGCCGUAUGUCCAUUCUGAAACAGCCGUGACGGGAAAGAUCGAAAAGUCUCUUCUAAGGAAGAUUAUAAAAUUCGUUUAAAUGAGAAAAAGGUAUCAGAUCACAGUUUUUCAAAAAGCUAUUUAAUGGUUCAGGACACGAAGAAAUUUAACUGCAGUUGUCAAAUAAAAAUUAAGGAAUUUUAUAAGUUCCCAAGUUUUAAGAUAACUGAGGAUACUAAGUGGAGAAGAGUGCAAGCAUCAAAAUGUAUUAAAGAUGCUUUGUCAAGAAAUGAAAUAGUAGGGAAAAGAAUGUUUUCAAUUUACUUCCCUUCAAAAAGUUCUCAUACUGGUCAUUUUACUGGAGAUGCAGCUGGUAUAUCCCAGCCAAUAGAUCAAAGAUUAAAAGAUGAAAUAUUUGCAUCUGCUGGUCUCAUUAAAAAUGUAGAUGAAAUGAGGAGAAGAUUAGAGAUCAUUGUCACUAAAGAAAUAUUUCAAAAUAAUGUGUGUCCAAUAAGAUCAAAUAAAAGGUUCUUCCCAUCAAAUAAAAUUAUUCGUAAUUAUAUGCUGGAUGCAAUACAAAAAAAAAGGCAUUCAAAUAUAGACCAAGAGUGUCUCAUGAAAAAAAUAGACCAAUGGAAAGUUCAAAAUCCUCGUCAAAAGUUUUUUUUUCAACCAAAAGGAAAAGCAAUAAAAUAUGAAACAGACAUAAAUGAGAUUGAAACUGUCAAAGAUGAUAGUGAUAAUGAUGAUGACAUUGAGAUUGUUGUAGAAACCUCAGGUGAAAGCUUUCUGUUUGUUUAUCAAAGUGAAGAAAUGCAAAGAUUAUUAAAAAUGUAUGGCAAUGAAAUUACCCUUUUGGACGCAACAUAUAAAACAACCAAAUAUUCUUUACCCCUUUUUUUCCUUGUUGUAAAAACAAAUGUAGACUACCAAACUGUGGGUACUUUUGUUUGCAAAGGAGAAUCAGCAGUAAAUAUUCAAAAAGCUCUCAGUAAAAUAAAAGAGUGGAAUCCCAAUUGGAAUCCUACUUACUUAUGGUUGACUGUUGUGCAGAAGAGAUUAAUGCUAUUGAAUUUUUACAUCCAGAUUGCCAAGUUCUUGUAUGUGACUUUCAUCGCGAACAAGCAUGGGAACGGUGGUUUAAUAAAGUUAACAAUGGUGGUAGUGAAAUUAAAACAGUAAUGCUCUGCAAGCUAAGAAAGAUUGCUAGAGCUUAAUCUUAUAUAGAUUUAAAUAUAGCACUGGUAAAUUUGAG